This is a messenger RNA of Galeopterus variegatus (Sunda flying lemur), 454 nucleotides long. It is a transcript of the gene BORCS8, whose product is annotated as MEF2B neighbor. The transcript has 5 exons. The coding region runs from base 52 to 411 and encodes 119 amino acids. Gene Ontology annotation, cellular component: BORC complex. NCBI's taxonomy places the organism in Eukaryota, Metazoa, Chordata, Mammalia, Dermoptera, Cynocephalidae. The record is from RefSeq and is a predicted model, not a curated record.
CACCUGCGGGCUUCCGGUCACGUUCCUCCGGCUCCGCGGGCCGCCAUCGCUAUGGAGGAACCGGAGAUGCAGCUCAAGGGGAAGAAAGUCACGGACAAGUUCACUGAGAGCAUCUAUGUCCUGGCCAACGAGCCCUCUGUGGCCCUCUACCGGCUGCAGGAGCACGUGCGCCGCUCCCUGCCUGAGCUGGCCCAGCACAAGGCCGACAUGCAGCGGUGGGAGGAGCAGAGCCAGGGAGCCAUCUACACCGUGGAGUAUGCCUGCAGUGCCGUGAAGAACCUGGUCGACAGCAGUGUCUACUUCCGCAGCGUCGAGGGGCUGCUCAAACAGGCCAUCAGCAUCCGGGACCACAUGAACGCCACCGUGCAGGGCCACAGCCCCGAGGAACUGCCUCCGCCCUCCUCAGCCUGAUUCCGGAGGAGACUUGGAGGCCCUUCGGCCUCUCGACCCAGGU